CAGCUCUCCGGCCCGCGUCAGCGGGCUCCCGGCGCGUUCGCUCUCGCUCGCCCUGCUCUUCACUGGUCUCUUAGGGCCCCGACCACUGGCGGGGAGAGCGGUUCGGUGUGCGGUGCGCGCCUCCCGUCCGCUGCUGGGCACCGAGGCGCGGCUGGCGCCUGGGGAGCCUCCCCGGGAAGCAGGCUUCCUUCGGCGGGUCGGCGGGGCCGUCUGCGGCGCGUGUGGGCUUCGCGGCCGCUCUCCCCGCCGGCUGGAGAGUUACAGGUGACUGAAUUUUCAAGCUGCAGAAUGCAUAGCACCUUACAAGGUUGGACAUGAUGAGCACUCUGCAAUUAAAGGAAGCUAAGGUGCUGGAUGUUCAAUUUGUGGGAGAUGAUGAUGUUCUUAAUCACAUUUUUGAUAGAGAAGGAGUAACUAAAUUAAAAAAGGAGAAACCUCAGCUUUUGGUCAAUCCCCAGAAGAUAAUAAAGAAGUCAGAAUGUGAAUUGGAGAAAACUGACCAGGAAGUCUUAAAGGAUCAGGACUACGUGGAAGUUUUGGGAAGAAAUGUUCAAGAAUCCUUGAAAAAUGGCUCGGCUAUAGAUAGUGGGAAGAAAGUUUAUUCUUUUCAACAUAGAAAACACCCUGAAGAGAUGACUAAGUUAGCUUUAGAACUAGCCAAAGCGCCAAGAAAAAUUGUUCCGCUUGACUCAAAGAAUGAUCCUGAAAUGACGAAAAAUGUUGCUCAAAAAAGGAAGGGUUAUUCUACUUCAGAGAAAGUUCAGCUGGAGAAUUGUAAGAAAAAUGAACUUCUGUCAACACAACCUCAAAAUCUAAGAAAAAGACUAGCACCGAAGUCUCAUUGUGACAGUGAAAGUGAAUAUUCGGCUUCCAACUCGGAGGAUGAUGAAGUGAUUGCGAUAGAUGAAGAAGACACUGAAGUGGUGGGGUCCUCUCAGAAGGGUCAAGUUCAGAAUAGACUCCUUCCAGUUCCUGAUUCCAGAGGGACACCAGCUAAGAGAAGGAAAAGAGGCAAGGCAAGUGACUUGGUAGAAGAAUAUUUUGAAGCUCAUAGUAGUUCAAAAGUCUUAACGUCUGAUAGAACACUGCAGAAGCUGAAGAGGACUAAACUGGACCAGAAAACUCUUCGUAACUUACUGAGCAAAUUCUCACCUUCCUUUUCUGCUGAAAUUGAACAGUUAAAUCAACAGCAUGAGAAAAUGUUUCAUAAAUGGAUGCUACAGCUACACCUUGGGUUCAACAUUGUGCUUUAUGGUUUGGGGUCCAAGAGAGAUUUACUAGAAAAGUUUCGAACCACCAUGCUUCAAGAUUCCAUUCAUGUUGUCAUCAACGGCUUCUUUCCUGGGAUCAGUGUGAAAUCAAUCCUGAAUUAUAUAACCGAAGAUGUCCUUGAUUAUAUGGGUACUUUCCAAAGUGUUCUGGAUCAGCGAGACUGGAUAAUAAACAGAUUUAAAAAAGACUCUUCUCUAGAACUCUUCCUUCUUAUCCACAAUUUGGACAGCCAAAUGUUAAGAGGAGAUAACAGCCAGCAAAUUCUUGGACAGUUGUCAUCUUUACAGAACGUGUACCUUAUAGCAUCUAUUGAUCACCUCAAUGCUCCUCUCAUGUGGGAUCAUGCAAAGCAGAGUCUCUAUAAUUGGCUUUGGUAUGAAACUACUACAUACAGUCCUUAUACUGAAGAAACCUCCUAUGAGAACUCCCUUCUGGUCAAACAGUCUGGAUCUCUACCACUGAGUUCUCUGAUUCAUGUCUUACGGAGCCUUACCCCCAAUGCAAGGGGGAUUUUCAGGCUACUUAUAAAGUUCCAGCUGGAUAACCAGGACAGCCCUUCCUACAUCGGACUUUCUUUUCAAGAUUUUUAUCAGCAGUGUCGGGAAGCAUUUCUUGUAAACAGUGAUCUCACACUCCGAGCCCAGUUAACUGAAUUUAGGGACCACAAACUUUUAAGAACAAAGAAGGGAACUGAUGGUGUAGAAUAUUUAUUAAUUCCUGUUGACAGCGGAACAUUGGCAGAUUUCUUGGAGAAGGAAGAGGAGGAGGCUUAGACUGUCUCUGACCCUUGAAUGUUAUGUGGAAGACUCUCUAUACCCCAGCUGCACCCUCUAGUAAGAAUGCUGGUUUACAGCCAACAUUAGGUCAUCUGUCCAGCAUGCAAGAUGUUCUAUUGAUGGGACAAUAACCAAUUUGAACUUUCAUUAGUCUGGCUGGUGUACUGUCUCUAAUACUAUGCAGUCAUUAUUGAGUUGGGGAAAAUGUGCCUUUAAUUUAUUAGCUCUCUGGAGACUUCUUGCUGGAUGAACAGUGUGCUCAGGGAUUAUUUGGAACUGGUUGUUUUGGACUGUUUGAUAAUAGAGGCUAUCCCUAACUUUUAGGGCAAGUUAGCACUACAGAGCUGAAUUACUACAAGUGUACUUGUUUUAGAUCGUCAGAUUACAGAGUAGGGGUCACAGAUCUGAUGAGGAAGGAGGGGGUCCAUCCCCAGCCUUUUUCUGAAAUUAGCAGACUAAGGUGACCCACUCUCUCGUUGUGGACCGAGCUGCACAUACUUAAGACAGGUGAGACUGAGAUGCGGGAUGUAGAGGCACAUGUCCAAUCUAGAAAGCGUAUUUAAAAUGGUGAAUGUCUGUACUAUGACCUUGAAUUUUUGAUACAAAUGAGAAGACAGGCUAGGAAAUAAAAUCUUAAUUUUAGUAAUUGUUUUCAAUUAUUAAAUGAAAAUAAAAAAUGGAUUAUUCUUGUACAUUGACAUUUUUUAUUUUCUUAAAUAGCACACAGGUAUAGCUGGCACACAUCUUUAAUUUCAGCAUUCCGCAGUCAGGGGCGGGCAGGUUGCUUCUCUCCUUUCGAGACAACAGUAUCAAGACAUGAGCUCAUAUUUGUAAUUCCAACACCAAGAAGGCAGAGGCAGGAGAAAAACAUGAGUUCACGGCCUAGACCAGUUAGUGAGUUCUAGACCAGUCGAAGCUACAGUGAUGCCCUGUUUCAAAAGACAACAAACAUUAAUAAAUAAAUACACACUGGUAACAUGAAA
Psammomys obesus (fat sand rat) is the source of this 3031-nucleotide messenger RNA. It is a transcript of the gene Orc2, whose product is annotated as origin recognition complex subunit 2. Gene Ontology annotation, biological process: DNA replication. Gene Ontology annotation, cellular component: nucleus; nuclear origin of replication recognition complex. The record is from RefSeq and is a predicted model, not a curated record. The coding region runs from base 315 to 2045 and encodes 576 amino acids. The transcript has 18 exons. NCBI's taxonomy places the organism in Eukaryota, Metazoa, Chordata, Mammalia, Rodentia, Muridae. Gene Ontology annotation, molecular function: DNA replication origin binding.